AUGGAACGAGACUACUUCGCUCACUUGUUACCCGACAAUCAGGAGAUUUCUUUCUCUUUUAAACCAAGUGCCGGUGUAAAUGUAUUGCAACUUCUAAUUACCAGUUGUUGUUGGAAAGAUUACACUAAACGAAUUGAUGCUCAAACAGCUUUGGAAAUGGCAAAGGAGGUGUUGAAAGAAUGUCACAAUCACGAAGUAGCUCCAUUCUACAAAAAGGAUCAACCAUAUUUGAUUGAACCGAUUGGAAUCGAUGGCUCGACUAAGCAAAUCCCCGUGAAUUUCGAGGAAAAGUUGAAGAAAAAGCUCUUCAAUGUCGAUUCAAUUUCUCAAGCGGACAACACUUUUUUCAUUGUCCCUGAUGUGAGUUCGUUCACAAAGCUGAACUCAAAGCAACAAGUUGUCGAUGAAAAACCCAGAGCGCCAGCUGCAGAGCUGAUUUCCAAAGGAAACCAAAAUGUACUAAAGGCAAUUUUGGCUAAAGUUCAAUCGGAAACUUACUUUCAUCCAUCAAUUAUGAACGAUUAUUUAUCCUGGCGGAUUUACUCGGAUCGCUAUUGGUUUACCACUGAAAAGAUCACCGAUUCGUUGUUAAAAAUUUGGAUUCCUGACUUUAUUAUCGACUUUGAAAGGGUUUAUUAUAACGAUGUAAACGAAAUUCGCAAAACAUUAUGUGAAUCUUUCAAAAAUGAAUUUAAUCUGCUAAAUGAUCAAGAGAAAAAGGAGUUUGCUGAGCAUGUUCAAGCAAGCUAUUUACAAGAUCAAAAAUUCACCCCAUUUUCCCUUGAUGACACUAGUUAUUCGUUAAAUAUUUGUCAAAAAUUUGCCUCUUUAAUCAACUUUGACUCAACGAUUCAAAGUUUUGCCUUUCAGCAAGCAUUUUAUGUGUUGAUUGAGUGUCAAACGGAUCUAUUGGCAACUUUUGAUUUACUCAAAUUGAUCAAGAUCGCUAUCGAGAAUAUCGAGCAACUUGAGAAGAUUUUCGCAAAAAGAUUCUACUUUUCAACGUAUUACUUGAUUGGCUCGAGGAAUGAGUGGUGUUUAUCGGAUAUAAUGGAUGUUAGUGGGGAAAGAUUGUACUUUAAAAAUAAUCUCACGGAUUUUCGAAGAACUCGAGAAGGAAGAGAAGGACCGGUGGACAUUGAGACGAAAGAAAAGUCACCAAUAGACAUCGAAGCACUGAGGAGAGCCUUGUAUGAACAGAAAAAUGUCUUAGAAAGAUAUGUGAUAGCUAAGAAAAAACAUUUCCCGUGGCAUCUCGAUCAACGAGUGAGAGAUCUUUGCAAAGAAGAUGUGGAACCUGGACGAGAAGUGUAUAAACAGUUUCGACUCAAAAUCUCACUUACAAAAGAUUUACCAUUUCCCGACUAUUUCUUUGCCUUUCAUUUCUGGCCUGGGCUAAUCAAUGAUCAAACUGGAGAGAUUUUCAAGAAGAUUGGUGGCUUUCCCAGCGAUUUAGACAGUGAUUUUCAAGUUCCAUACGCUCAACAUCACAAUGAGAGACAAAAAGAGUUCAUCGAAAUGUACACUCGAUAUAUGAAAAUGUUCUUUUUAUUGAAUCGAUGGAAAAAACAAGACAUUGCACCUGAGAUUAUUUAUUUGUUAGAAGAUUUAGUCAAUGAUACAAAUGAUGGCUUUAAAGAUUUCAAGUUUGUUUGCUUAUAUCUAGCAAAUGAAGAGUAUGAAGGCUUAUUUCUUGAAAGACUUCAGCAUGAAACCAUCAUUUUCACAAGGGAAUUUCAAAUGCACAAGACUGAUUUGAUUGGAAAAGAUCAUUUGAGAAUUCUGGGCUUUGUGGAGAUAAAGUUUUUUGAUUUGAUUGAUGUGGCGAAAGAGAUGAUUGAAAGCUUCAGAUUACUUUAUCGAGCCAAGAUUUCCAGCAAUAGAGAAAGCCCUGAAAAACAAUUAAAAUAUCUUGAAGAUUGUGUCAAGAAAUUUUGGAAUAAGCAAAGAUUGGUUCUACACAACUCAAGGAAUGAUUAUGGGAAGUUGCCUCUUGAGAAGUGUCAGGUCAAAUCCCUUGAAAAAAUUGCACGAAAUGGGAAAUCAACGGACGAGAUUGAGAUUCUGCCACUCUUGAAAAAUGUAGCUGAUGUUAUUUCGAAUGUUUUUGGUGGAUCAAAGACUUCAAGUGACUCAAAAGCAACGAACUUUACAGAAAACAGAGAUCUUGAUCUCGAC
Mesorhabditis belari is the source of this 2178-nucleotide messenger RNA. The record is from the annotation of a GenBank genome assembly. NCBI's taxonomy places the organism in Eukaryota, Metazoa, Nematoda, Chromadorea, Rhabditida, Rhabditidae.